AUGAAUAAAUAGUCAAUACCAACAUCGAUAUUUUAUAUUUUAUCAAUUUUAGUUGUUUAUUAUGCCUACUAAACAAUAUCUAUAGAUCCUACAGAUGAUCAGUUAAUAUUAGUUAGAAAUGGAUAAAAUUAGAAUGGGUAAGAAAAAGAAUAUUGUAUUGAUUGUAAAUUUUAUAAAAGAGAAACAACUUACCAUUGUACACUUUGUGAAAGGUAUUAUAUAAUAUUAAUUUGAGAUGUGUGUCAGAUUUUGAUCAUCAUUGUGUAUGGCUAAAUAAUUGCAUAGGAAAAAAGAAUUACCAAUACUUUUUUAAGUUACUCAUUUUUAUAUCUUUAUAUGGUGUGGUUUUUAUAAUUUUUGCUAGCCUUUCAAUCCAUUUUUUAUCUGUGGUUAUGAUUAUUUGGAUUGCUUUCAAUAUUGUUGUCACGACAAUAUCCCUCGUUCUAAUUUUGAUUAUAUUGGCUAAACAUACUUAUGAUAAAUUUAAAGGAUAAAGAACAAAUUCAAUUUAAGAUUUUGGAUUGAUAGUAUAAAAUCUAUAAAUUAACUCUAAGACAUCUUAAGAAAAUAAUCUCGAAACUCUAUAAAUAAACAAGUAUUUUUAUUCUAUUUAAAUAUUUUAAUUAUUAGUUAAAUAAAAUAGAAUAGAAUAGUUCCAUUGUAAAAUUUUACUGAAGGAUAAUAGUAAUUAAGUGAGGAUCAGAAAAACUUAUUUGAACCUAUUUUUGAUAAUCAAAAAGAAAAUCUAGAUAUUAAUGGCUAUGCCUAAUCGAUACAAGAUAAUUGUACAAAAAGAAAGAAUAGUUUAGAGACAAUAAAUACUUAUAAUCAUAUUUAAUAAUGA
Messenger RNA from Paramecium primaurelia, 844 nucleotides. Lineage: Eukaryota; Ciliophora; Oligohymenophorea; Peniculida; Parameciidae. The record is from the annotation of a GenBank genome assembly.